Pan troglodytes (chimpanzee) is the source of this 4178-nucleotide messenger RNA. RefSeq names its product potassium channel tetramerization domain containing 7 (gene KCTD7). Gene Ontology annotation, molecular function: protein binding. Gene Ontology annotation, biological process: positive regulation of transporter activity; membrane hyperpolarization; protein homooligomerization. Lineage: Eukaryota; Metazoa; Chordata; Mammalia; Primates; Hominidae. Bases 224 to 1138 code for a protein of 304 amino acids. The transcript is spliced from 5 exons. Gene Ontology annotation, cellular component: plasma membrane. The record is from RefSeq and is a predicted model, not a curated record.
GGCGUCGGCCAGUAGCGGGAGGCGGUCGGGUCAGGCCCCAGCUGGGCGCGAGCGGGUCGGCGUUGAGGGAGCCACCGCCCUCCCGCCUGCGCACUGCCUCUCGCCCCCCUCCGGCCAGCCCGCAGCCGGCCGCGUCAUGCCAGGCGCUGCUCGGCGGUAGGGAGUGCCCGGGGCCGCCGCCUCCGCCCGCCCGAAGCCGCGCCCACUGCCCAGAGCCAGAGGGAUGGUGGUAGUCACGGGGCGGGAGCCAGACAGCCGUCGCCAGGACGGUGCCAUGUCCAGCUCCGACGCCGAAGACGACUUUCUGGAGCCGGCCACGCCGACGGCCACGCAGGCGGGGCACGCGCUGCCCCUGCUGCCACAGGAGUUUCCUGAGGUUGUUCCCCUUAACAUCGGAGGGGCUCACUUCACUACACGCCUGUCCACACUGCGAUGCUACGAAGACACCAUGUUGGCAGCCAUGUUCAGUGGACGGCACUACAUCCCCACGGACUCCGAGGGCCGGUACUUCAUCGACCGAGAUGGCACACACUUUGGAGAUGUGCUGAAUUUCCUGCGCUCAGGGGACCUCCCACCCAGGGAGCGUGUUCGAGCUGUGUACAAAGAGGCCCAGUACUAUGCCAUCGGGCCCCUCCUGGAGCAGCUGGAGAACAUGCAGCCACUGAAGGGCGAGAAGGUGCGCCAAGCGUUUCUGGGACUCAUGCCCUAUUACAAAGACCACUUGGAGCGGAUUGUGGAGAUCGCCCGGCUGCGUGCGGUCCAGCGGAAGGCCCGCUUUGCCAAGCUCAAGGUCUGUGUCUUCAAGGAGGAGAUGCCCAUCACCCCCUAUGAGUGUCCGCUCCUCAACUCCUUGCGCUUUGAGCGGAGUGAGAGUGACGGGCAGCUUUUUGAGCACCACUGUGAAGUGGAUGUGUCUUUUGGGCCCUGGGAGGCUGUGGCUGAUGUUUAUGACCUGCUGCACUGCCUGGUCACGGACCUCUCGGCCCAGGGUCUCACCGUGGACCACCAGUGCAUCGGGGUGUGUGACAAGCACCUCGUGAACCACUACUACUGCAAGCGCCCCAUCUAUGAGUUCAAGAUCACAUGGUGGGUUAUCUUCUCACAGGGCUGGAAUGCAAAUUUCAGAGGCUUCUUCUGAAGAUUCCCCAAGUCAAGCAGGCAAGAUGCCUAGAUCUUCUGUUAUCUUUGACAUGUAACAUCCUUUGUAGAGGCUCAGGACACCUCCUUGGCUGCUAUCUCAUGUGUUAGAAUCCAGUUUGUGGUGAACCUCUUUGGAAGGGGACCCCCUCUCUUUAAACCCUGUUGCUCUGUCCUGGUAACAUUCUCCUUCUAGGAGAGCAUCUCUUCUGAGAAGGUAAAGGAAGGGCUGGGUGAGACACACAGCUAUCCUAGGAGCCGUAGGAAGACAAAACUUCCCUUCUGUUUUACUCCUCACUCCUCUAUUUUUGUUUUACUCACUUCUUUAUAUUUUGUUUUACUCCUCACUCCUGUAUAUUUUGGUUUACUUACUCCUCUAUUUCAGAAAUUGAAAAAGAUCCCCAAGGAUCUGUUACUACUGCAUUUCCUUCUUGCUCUGUCUACAGCCUGGGCCAACUAGUCAGGGUCUGGACAUGCAUCUCCUAAAGGAAGAACUGUGUAGCACCAUUGAUCACAAUGUAACAUUUCCAUGCUGCAUUAAGGGUGUCUCUCUCUAAUCAUGAUUGUACCUGUCUCUUCCUGGGUAAAGGGAGAUUUUUUUUUUUAAUGUGUAAAGAAUUGAUGCGAGCCAGGAACAUGUCUGUAGUCCCAGCUACUUGGGCACACGCCUGUAGUCCAGGCCACUCAAGCACACACCUGUAGUACCAGCUACUCUGGAGGCUGAGGCAGGAGGAUCACUUGAGCCCAGGAGAUUAAGACUGUAGUAUACUAUGAUCGUGCCUGUGGCUAGCCACUGUGCUCCAGCCUGGGCAACACCAUCGUAAAAAUAAAUAAAUAAAUAAAUAAAUUGGGGAGGACAGCCUCACUGGUAUCAGACUUACAGGACCAGAUAGACAAGAUGGGUAUAAGGGGAGCUGAAGUCUGUGUUCAUAUGAGGAAGAGAAGACCAAGCCCUGGGACUUUGGCUGAAUUCCUCCGUGGGGCUGGAUGGCAGUGAUCUUCUGUUCCCUAUGUGUAAACAAAGAUUCCAGGGCGUGGUUUUGCACUCCUGUUGUACUCUUUUAGAGGUGGAAAAGAGGUGGAUACUGAGAUCUAAGAGGAAAGGAUAGUCAUUCAUGUUCUGAGAUAUGCGCUCUCUCUAUUGUUCUCAUACACAAAGGGAUAGUCUCUUUUCUGGAGCUGAUGUCCCUGCUUGGAGGUUAGCCCCAAAACAUGGCUCUUGUAUUGUUCUAAGAGAAAAGUCUUUCAUUUUGGUUCUUCUGAUUGGUGUUACCUACUGCCUAAUAUGUGUUCAUUUUUUGACAGAGAGGCAGACUAUUGAAAAAGUCUGUGUGAACAGAGAGCAGUUCAUUAAGCCCAUUGCUUUCAGUAAUGUGGCCUUGACCCCUUCUGCUUCCCCCUUCUCCCAUGGAGCAUGGCAGGGCUUGGUUAUUUAGAGUCCAUACAUGCAAGCCAUUGAGAGACUUGUUUGCUCAAAUGCAAGUUUGCUCAAAAACAGGUCCUGAAGGCUUGCUUAGGAUUACAGGGAUGCUGGGUAAGAACACCGUUCCUGUGUCUCUCGCUGGAGAAAUCCCUGUUUCUCUGACUCCCUUUGUGAUCCUCACAGUAAUGUAUUCUGUGCCACUGUAGGACACAAGGCUCUGGGCCAAUAGAACAGGCAGAGAGGUGACACUGGGCAGCAAGCUGAGAGCUCUUUCUAAAUGGAGUGAAGGAAUUCAGUGGCCUAGUUUCGCCAUUCUCUAAUGAGAAACCAAGGCCAGGCUGAAAAGUGCAAUUAGAUGUGGUGGAUUGUGGUAACGGCCUCCAGAUAAAGGGGUUAUCCCUGUGGAAGUGACUUUUCCCCAUUUGAUCCCUUUUCAACUCUAAAUGGCCCGGCCCAGAGCAGAAGAAGGGUUGGGUCUGGAAGGAAGGCUCCAAAGGAUGAAAGCUUCUCCCUGAUCAUAAGGAAGUGCAUCUUUAUAGAAUUGUUGUGCAUAAUGUCAGUAAAUCCCUCUCACUUGACAAGGGACUGGAUUCAUCUUGCCUUGAGACGGGCCAGUAGUUAUCAGUGAGUCAAAGCAAAGUGAAAGUUUCAGGAGAUGGGACCAAUGGUGCAAUGCUCGCCAUAACAAAAUUCCUUAAAAAUAAAAAAGCUAAUGUUAUAGCAACAAAAAAAGACUGAAGCAAAACCACACUGAAAUACAUCCCACUCCAGGAGAGGAAUUCUUAGCGUAACACUCUAAAUAAAUGGAAGGAAUCAUCACCUUCCUUAUUUUACCUCUGCCUUGUUCACCAGGCUGCCCAGUGCUUACCAUGCAGAAAGCAGUCAGCUGUACUCUGGAAGUUUCUGUUCUUCUUUCCUGGGGCUUAGGAUAUUCUGGGAGCUGUCUGAGCCUUGUGCCUAAGGCUUAUCAGGUGAUAUAAUCUUCCUGUUCUGGGCUGCUUGCUGGAGGAAUAGGAAGUGACAUUUAUAAGACACAGGCGGUGUGAGCAUCCAUGUGUGGUCUUGGUCUAAACCAGCUCUUGAACAGGUUAAAGCAAACAGCAAUAACAAAACAAAAACUACCGAUGCUGAGCGUUUUGAUCCUAGUAAUAUUUCAAAUAUUGUCCUUCUGCAUAUGUUCUAUCCAUAUUUGAUUCCAAUAUACAUUAUUAAGCUUUCUUGGGUACUAUUUUGCUGGGGCUCUUGCGUGAAGGUGGUGCCUGUCUCAUGAUCCUUAAAAGAGAGAGGCUUUUUUCAUCCAAAGCUGGAGUGUUGGGAACUGGGGUGGGAGAGGCACUUUUUGGAAUUCUGAAAGAAUCAUAUCUGUGUAUAUACAUAUUGAGUGGGGAAGGAUGGGGGUUGGCAGGGGUUGAGGGAGGUGGGAACAAACAGUGAGUAUGGGAACAGGCAGUCACCUCGAGUGUGGGAGGUCACCUGGGUCCGUCGUCUUCCUUCUGUAUGGUGUUGGGUUUAUGUACACACUAUAACACUUCCUGUGUGAGUUCAUGUACCUGUCUGUGAGUGCUUUGGUGUAUUGAGCCUCAGUACACUCCAAGGGCAUUAAAGUCAAGAACUAGAA